Molecule: messenger RNA, 903 nt
Organism: Populus trichocarpa (black cottonwood)
Lineage: Eukaryota; Viridiplantae; Streptophyta; Magnoliopsida; Malpighiales; Salicaceae
Product: agamous-like MADS-box protein AGL62
Exons: 1
Coding region: 195-833 (212 amino acids)
Biological process (GO): positive regulation of transcription by RNA polymerase II
Molecular function (GO): RNA polymerase II cis-regulatory region sequence-specific DNA binding; protein dimerization activity; DNA-binding transcription factor activity, RNA polymerase II-specific
Source: RefSeq, a predicted model, not a curated record
AAGAAAGAGAUUCUCUUUCCUUUCCUUUCAAUUUUUAACAAAUGGUGUAAUUUCCUAUUCAAGAGGUUAAACACUUUCCAAAAUAAGAGUGGAAAGAUCUCAUAAAUCUAUAAAUAUAUAUACCACCCAACAUCUCAAAACCCUAAACCCUAUUAAUUCUCCCUUUCAAGCUUCUUAAUCUCUAUAUAUCCACCAUGGAUGCAACGGAUUCGAACCAGCAGCUGCAGCAGCAGGAGACACGCAGGACUAGCAAAGGUCGUCAAAAGAUUGAGAUAAAGAAAGUAGAGAAAGAAAGCAAUCGUUAUGUCACGUUUUCAAAACGUAAAAACGGGCUGUUCAAGAAAGCAACAGAACUUUCUACCUUGUGCGGGGCUGAAACAGCAGUCAUUGUCUUCUCUGAACAUCGAAAGCUAUUCUCUUGUGGCCAGCCAGACGUUGAUAAGGUUCUUGAUCGCUAUCUUGCUGAAACAGAAAAGGUCCCUAGCAACUUCCCGCCAGUCACCAACAACAAUACAGAGAGCCAGUUGGCUAAUAAACAAGAAUAUGCAAGAUCUUUGAAGCGAUUGGAAGAGGAGCAAACGGUUGCAAAGAUGAUUGGGAACAUGAACGACAUGAAUGAGGGUGGCUUUUGGUGGGAUCUACCCAUUGAUAACAUGAAGCAGGAUGAGCUUGAAGCAUACAAAGAAUCAAUGGAACAAUUGAAGAAGAAUGUGAUAACCCGACUUGGCUUGAUUGAAGCUAAUAAUGCUCCUAGUGAGUCAAGGAUUGUCAAUCCCUUCAUUAAUCUGAAGGAAAUACCUUCUUUUAGCUUUAAUAGUAAUCAAUUUCAAUAAUGGCUUCAUGUUUAGUUUGAUUUUAUUUACUUUUGCUUUCAAUUUAUUGAUCUUUUGAUUCCUGGCAAAA